This is a messenger RNA of Rasamsonia emersonii CBS 393.64, 789 nucleotides long. RefSeq names its product FacB. NCBI's taxonomy places the organism in Eukaryota, Fungi, Ascomycota, Eurotiomycetes, Eurotiales, Trichocomaceae. The annotation marks the transcript as partial. The transcript has a single exon. The record is from RefSeq and is a predicted model, not a curated record.
ACGCGAACACGUCGGCUCCGACCAUCCAACACCAAGCCGAGCUCGCCUAAGAAGCCACUACAGUCUUUGCGAGCUCGCCUCUCCAUGAGUGCGGCUUCUGGCAAGCCGGCGAAACCAGAGACACCGUCUCGCCGAGCCACCAUCACCAAUGCCAGUCCGCUGCUGCCACAGCAACAGGUCGGAUCGCCAAAUCAGAUACACCACUCUAGCCAGUCGCCGGCACCGAAUUCUAAUCACUUUGCAUCGGACAAGCACCGAUCGGCGGAUGUCCCGACGGACCACAACCUGGAUUAUUAUUCCCUCGGACCGGACAACAUCCGGGCGAUGUCCUGCUCUGAUCUUCCCAAGACGUCCAUGUCGACCGCCGACUGGGAGUUCAUUCUCAGCGAUAUGGACCGGGGUCAUUCGAAUAUCUUCAAUGGCAUCUAUGGCGGGCAAGAGUGCAUCGAGGACCGGGGUCCUUUUGCGUCGCUCGUUGAUUUCCAGCACCAGCACCAGCAGGCGUCUGCCCAGCGGCAAAGCUCUCAGGAGCUCUCCCCGGAAGCGUGGUCUGCCAGCAGCGGGGACCUGCCCAACGGUAACACGACCGCACCACAGAGUGUGCUCAGCUAUUCCGAGGAGAGUCUGGGCAGCGCGGAUGAUGUUCCUGUGCCGCCUGAGGUCAACAUACAGCCUCCGAAUGGGCUUGACAUGGUCGAUCCGCUCAAGGGGAUCAUGAUCCCGGCGGCGGAUGAAGAGUUCAAUGAUAUGGGCCUGUUUGAGGGGUGGGAUCACCGACUGGUUACUUGA